Messenger RNA from Umbelopsis ramanniana AG, 1275 nucleotides. RefSeq lists its product as uncharacterized. The transcript has 2 exons. The coding region runs from base 11 to 1180 and encodes 389 amino acids. Gene Ontology annotation, biological process: proteolysis. Gene Ontology annotation, molecular function: metallodipeptidase activity. NCBI's taxonomy places the organism in Eukaryota, Fungi, Mucoromycota, Umbelopsidomycetes, Umbelopsidales, Umbelopsidaceae. The record is from RefSeq and is a predicted model, not a curated record.
CAAUUCCGCAAUGAAGUCAAUUCUAGCUGUAGCUUUGGCAAGUUUUGCGACGCUUGUCUGCGCUCAGGAACAGAUUCCAGUAUCUCCCAAGCCAUCCUCAUAUCUCGCUCGAGCCAAUACUUUACUCGAGCAACAACCUGUCAUUGACACCCACAAUGACUGGCCAAUCUUUCUCAAGUUUUAUUAUAAGGGCAAACUCAACAAUAUUGACUUGACCCACAUGACCAAUGAGAGCCAUACCGAUAUCGAACGUUUGCGUAAGGGUCAUGUUGGUGGCCAAUUCUGGAGUAUUUUCUAUCCCUGUGAGGACAAAGAGGCCAACCAAGUUAAAGAGGGUUUGGAAUUGAUCGAUUUGGUAAAGCGCAUGGUUCAACGCUACCCUGAUACAUUCCAAUUGGCUGGUUCGGUAGCAGAGUACGAAGACGCCAUCAAGAAUGGUCGCAUUGCCUCCAUGCAAGGUAUCGAAGGUGGUCAGAUUAUCGACAGCUCCAUGUCUGCCUUGCGUCAGUUCUACGACGCUGGAGUACGCUACAUGACUUUGACUCACAAUUGCCACACCCCAUGGGCCGAGUCUCAGUCCCCGGCUACUGAGUAUCCCUUCCCAAAGGGUACAGGUCUUACUGACUUUGGACGAAAGAUCGUGAAAGAAAUGAACCGCAUUGGCAUGUUUGUCGACAUUUCUCACGUUGCUCAUUCUACCAUGCAUGCCGUUUUGGAUACCACCUCUGCCCCCGUCCUCUUCAGUCAUACUUCCGCUAAUGCUAUCUGCCCUAUCGAGCGCAAUGUGCCAGAUUCCGUGCUUCGUAGACUCAACGAAACCGACGGCGUCGUCAUGGUCAACUUCUACAGUAGAUUCGUUGAAUGUGAUGAAUCUAAGCGAGCAACCUUGUCAGAUGUCGCUGACCACAUUGAACACAUUGCAUCCAUUGCUGGUCGUGACAAGGUCGGUCUCGGCUCUGACUACAAUGGCAUCGACUUGACACCUGUUGGGUUGGAGGAUGUGAGCAAGUACCCCUAUCUCAUCGCUGAACUCUUGAAAAGAGGCUGGAGCGAUGAAGAUGUCAAGGGCGUUGCAGGUGCUAACCUUCUUCGUAUUUGGCGCGGUGUUGAACUUGUCCGAGACAAGUUGUCCGAUGUAUUGCCUGAUGAAUCUGAACUCAACGCAGAUUCCAUGCAAUAGAAAUGGCCCUGUUCGCCGAUAUAUGCGAUAGAUUUUUUAAUGCUGUAGUCAAUCUAUGUAACUAUAAAAUUGUGUAGAGAUGAUUAUUCAAAAUC